Chrysoperla carnea is the source of this 1795-nucleotide messenger RNA. RefSeq names its product hexosaminidase D. Lineage: Eukaryota; Metazoa; Arthropoda; Insecta; Neuroptera; Chrysopidae. The coding region runs from base 35 to 1615 and encodes 526 amino acids. The record is from RefSeq and is a predicted model, not a curated record. Gene Ontology annotation, biological process: carbohydrate metabolic process. Gene Ontology annotation, molecular function: hexosaminidase activity. The transcript is spliced from 6 exons.
ACAACCUACACGCGAUGCAAUCGCAUAUAAUCGUAUGUUACAUAUAAACGAUGAAAAAAAAUUUAUCAAUCGUAUUGAAAAUGGUGGUGAUCGAAAAAUAUCAAAACCUUACAUACCAAAUAAACGGUUAGUACAUUUUGAUUUAAAAGGUGCACCACCGAAAGUCAGUUAUUUAAAACGAAUAUUCCCAUUAAUUAAAAAUAUGGGUGCAACAGGUAUUUUAAUUGAGUACGAAGAUAUGUUUCCAUUUUCGGGAUCAUUAAGUGAUAUCGCAGCUGGAAAUGCGUAUACGAAAAAAGAAGUACAAGAGAUAUUAGACGCGGCUAAAGAAUCCAAACUAGACGUGAUACCAUUAGUGCAAACUUUCGGUCAUGUAGAAUUUAUAUUGAAACAUAAAAAAUUUAUUCCAUUAAGAGAAAUUCCAGAAAGUCCACAAGCAUUGUGUCCGAGUCGAAAUCAAUCGUUAGACUUAAUACGCGAAAUGAUUACACAAGUGAUGGCAUUACAUCCGAAUGUUCAAUAUUUACAUGUGGGAUGUGAUGAAGUUUUUCAAAUGGGUGAAUGUGAGAAAUGCCGUGAAAUUAUACGAGAAACCUUGUUUUUACAACAUAUCAAAAAUGUUGUCAGUAUUGUAAAUGAACAAUGGCCACAUUUAAAGAUUAUUAUUUGGGAUGAUAUGUUACGACAUAUACCAGAACGUACUUUAGAUGAAAUGAAAAUUGGGGAAUUAGUACAACCCAUGGUUUGGGUUUAUGUUGAACAAAUUUAUCAUUUUGUUCAAAUUCAAGUAUGGGAAAAAUAUGCUGCUAUAUUUCCAACUGUGUGGGCAGCUAGUGCAUUUAAAGGAGCAUUUGGUGAAACAUUGUUUAUUCCGAAUGCAAAACGUCAUUUAACAAAUAAUUUACGUUGGCUCGAAAUUAUGGAAGAUCAAUCAAGUAAUUUUAAAAAUGGUUUCGAAGGAAUUGUUUUAACUGGUUGGCAGAGAUACGAUCAUUUUGCAGUACUUUGUGAAUUAUUACCAGCAGCUCUUCCAUCUUUAGCUUUAAGCUUGAUUGCUGUGUCUAAUGGUUAUUUUAAUCAAUCGUUAAGAGCUCCAUUGCUUUCUUCUUUAAGUUGUCCUCAGUAUCAAAGUGCAUCUACAAAUCGACCAUUUAUAUCAUUAGAUACUGAUCCGUAUCUAUGGGAUAAAUUUUCACGAUGUAUGUUCCCUGGCAGUCCUUUUUUUAAAUUAACAUAUCGUUUAGAUGCAGCUGAAACUGAAAUUAAUGAAUUUGUAAAUAGUAUUACAAAACAAAAAGGCUGGAUGACUAGUUAUAAUGUAAAAUAUAACUACACUUUACCAUUACGUGUAGAUGAAUUAAUGUCUGAAUAUCCACGUGUUUAUCAUACAAUUUCAUCUUUAGCACGUAACGCUCAUGAUACUAUGAAUGAUGUUUUUGAUAUUUAUACAAUUGCUGAAUGGGUCGAGCAACGUUUAUAUCCGUAUAUAAAACUAUUAGAAACUAUACAAAGUCAAUCAGUGGCAUUAAAACAACGUAAAACAUGGAAAAAACGACCGUUACCACCAUUAAAAGAACUAGAAAAAUAUGGGGUACCUGUUGAAACUGCAGGUUAAAAUUAAUUAUUUACCAUGUUUACGAGCUCAUAAAAAAAGACAGUUUGUAGACACACGAAAUCUAGAUUAAUGAAUAUUGUUUUUUUAUAUUAUGUAUUAAAAUGUUAAUAAAUUUUGUUAAAUAGAGCAGUUCACAUAACAAAGUGCAUUAAACGCACGUUUAACUAUGUAACAAUGGGA